Eimeria necatrix is the source of this 1026-nucleotide messenger RNA. RefSeq names its product Microneme protein 2, related. The transcript is spliced from 4 exons. Bases 1 to 1026 code for a protein of 341 amino acids. The record is from RefSeq and is a predicted model, not a curated record. Lineage: Eukaryota; Apicomplexa; Conoidasida; Eucoccidiorida; Eimeriidae.
AUGGCUCGAGCGCUGUCGCUGGUCGCUUUGGGCUUGCUUUUUUCCCUUCCUCCAAGCUCAGCCGUUAGGACGAAAGUCCCAGGCGGGGAUAGCUUCUCUCCUGAUUCUGGCGUCCUCGAUGGGGCAGAUGCGCCGGAACAACGUCCGACCCUGCCUGGACUUGUUGAAGGUAACUGCGGCAGGCUGACGGUUCGUAGCGGCCUGAAUGUGGAUGAGAGCAUCAAAGUGACCAGUGCUGGAUGGACGAAGAGCGAACGGGACUUCGUUGUCUCGCUUGUUGCCGACGAAUCACGCAGAAUUGUUCAGUUGAGAGAAUCAGAAGGUGCACCCGGUCCCAGUGGCCCCGGACCCGAGCCAGCUGAAAAACCUCCAAGUGUCGAAGGAAGCGCUGAGGAGGCUCCUAAAGGGGAGGGUGGACAGGAGAAGCCGUCUGUGCCCUUGCUUGCUGUUCGUAUCCGUGGAUCUGGCGACGACAAAGAGAGCUCUCCGCAGUCGGCUGUUUUGCUGUACGGAAGUGAUGAAAGCGAGCCUACGGAGGUUCCCCUGGAAACAGCAGCUGGACCGACCACGCCACUCAUGAUAAUCAUUACACAGAAGAACCAAAAGGAAGUAGAAGUCCGUGUUCUUGCAUGGAUAUCUACGGAUGCUGCAACUGGAAAGGGCUCUUGGAAAGAAAAUUCCGUGGUCGUUGGCAGCAGCUUGGGCGGGCGCGACCUCUCCGUGAACUUGAGCGACUGUGGACCAAGCUCCCUCAGGGUUUAUGGCUCGACAUCAGCUGACCUCGUAACUGUCAAGGAUGGCAUGUGUGACGCAGCUGACCCAGAGUUGAUCUCGCUGACUCGGCCUCCUUCAUCGGCAGCUUCUCCGUUGCCUGCAGAUGGAGAAAACGCAGCGCAGGACGCCCAGCAGAGCGCAGGAGCCCAGCAGGAAGCAGAAGCCCAGGAGGUUGCAGAAACCCAGCAGGAAGCAGCUGCUGCAGAGCAAGGAAGCAGCGCCACAGAGAGUGACACUCAGCAGGCAUCCUGA